GCAACCGAGUUGUCCUGAACCGGGGAAGUGUAUAAACAUUGCCACAGAUGCACAAUUAGAUCAGGAAGAAGAAUAGAACAGAAAAUAGAAACUUCCAGCCUUAUAUAAUUCUGGGCCAAAACGUUACUAGGAACCCGGGCCCGUGCCCAACCCCGGCCCUGCCAGCCGGGCAGCACCAGUUCUCUCCUGGGGCCCCAGUGGAAGGGAGGGGUGAAGGGGGGCCUGCCCGCCAUGGGCCCAGCUGGCAUGGCCCACCACCAGGUAGGGUGAGAGGCCACCUCCACUGAAACAGCUGCGGAUGCUGACAGGCAAAUCCUGCCUCUCACCAGCCUAUCCUGCUCCUUGGAAGUGGAAAGGCAGGAGGGCACCUGGCUUUAACAGAGCACCUCCCAUCUCCUGGGGUCCUGCGAGGCGGGAUUUUGAUCCCCAUUUUACAGAUGAGGAAACUGAGGCUCGGUGAGUUAAAAUAAGUUAUUCGAGGAUAUAAAGCUACAUGAUGGGGCGUCUGCCUCCGCUACUCCAGGUCUCCACACCAUGAACUAUUCGAUAUUGACAGCACCUGGGGCUGAAGAGUUAGCCAUGCCUGGAUUUGGACUCACUUACCACCUGCGAUAUGGAAAUAGGGGUGCCUACCCAGGAGCCCAAGCUCAGAGCUCCCCUCUGUCUUGAACACCACAUUGGAGCCUUCCCCCACCACUGCUCCCAACAAGUCUGGGGUCAGGACAGGAACUGAGCUGGGGCCAUGGGUCCCAGCCCUACCCAACAGAACCUUCUCCCAUGAUGAAGUGCCCUAUAUCUGCUCUGACCAGCAUGGCAGCCACCAGCCACAUGUGGCCCCUGGGGAACUGAAGCGAAUAUUUUAUUUCAUGUUAACUAAGUGUAAGAGCCACAGGGGGCCAGUGGCUGCUGAGUUGGACUGCACAGGAGAAUGUCCAUCCCCGAGAGACCCAAGAGGGCAGAGGCUGGACCCAGGGAGAUGAGCAGGGGCCCAGAGCAUUCACGACUCCCUCUGUUCAGGGCAAGUGGGACAAAUGUCGGGAGGACGAUGCCGAGAUGGGCAUCAGGAAGCCUCCAGAACAUCGGAACAUCAAGCAAAGGAGACCCGGUUGUGCAGCGGGAGUUGGGGAGGGAGGACGUGAGAGGCUGAGACUAGGACCUGGAUCCUGGUGGCCUCGGCUUCUGGUCCAGCAGCCCUCAAUCCUGGAGCUGGGCUGGCCGUGGAGGCACCGGCUCAGGCCCCUGCACUCCCUCCCUGUCGGCAGGACCACCUUAACUUUCUCUGCACAGGAUGGAAGCCUUGCGUCCUGGUCCAGGCUCUUCCCCUCCUGAGCAUCUUUGGGCCCUGCGUCUUCCCAGGUGAGCACGCCGGCUUCAGGACAUGCACGGGCACAGCCGCAACGGGCAGGCCCACGUGCCCCGGCGGAAACGCCGCAACCGCUUCGUCAAGAAGAACGGCCAAUGCAACGUCUACUUCGCCAACCUGAGCAACAAGUCGCAGCGCUACAUGGCGGACAUCUUCACCACCUGCGUGGACACGCGCUGGCGCUACAUGCUCAUGAUCUUUUCCGCGGCCUUCCUCGUCUCCUGGCUCUUUUUCGGCCUCCUGUUCUGGUGCAUCGCCUUCUUCCACGGUGACCUGGAGGCUGGCCCGGCAGGGGCCACGACGGGGUCCCCGGCGGGAGGCGGCGGCGGCGGCGGCGGCGGCGGCGGCGGCGGCGGCGGUGGGGCGGCCCCGGCGGCCCCCAAGCCCUGCAUCAUGCAUGUGAACGGCUUCCUGGGCGCCUUCCUGUUCUCGGUGGAGACGCAGACGACCAUCGGCUACGGCUUCCGGUGCGUGACGGAGGAGUGCCCGCUGGCCGUCAUCGCCGUCGUGGUCCAGUCCAUCGUGGGCUGCGUCAUCGACUCCUUCAUGAUCGGCACCAUCAUGGCCAAGAUGGCCCGGCCCAAGAAGCGGGCGCAGACGCUGCUGUUCAGCCACCACGCGGUCAUCUCCGUGCGCGACGGCAAGCUCUGCCUCAUGUGGCGCGUGGGCAACCUGCGCAAGAGCCACAUCGUGGAGGCCCACGUGCGGGCCCAGCUCAUCAAGCCCUACAUGACCCAGGAGGGGGAGUACCUGCCGCUGGACCAGCGGGACCUCAACGUGGGCUACGACAUCGGCCUGGACCGCAUCUUCCUGGUGUCGCCCAUCAUCAUCGUCCACGAGAUCGAUGAGGACAGCCCCCUGUACGGCAUGGGCAAGGAGGAGCUGGAGUCCGAGGACUUUGAGAUCGUGGUCAUCCUGGAGGGCAUGGUGGAGGCCACUGCCAUGACCACCCAGGCCCGCAGCUCCUACCUGGCCAGCGAGAUCCUGUGGGGCCACCGCUUUGAGCCCGUGGUCUUCGAGGAGAAGAGCCACUACAAGGUGGACUACUCGCGCUUCCACAAGACCUACGAGGUGGCCGGCACGCCCUGCUGCUCCGCCCGGGAGCUGCAGGAGAGCAAGAUCACCGUGCUGCCCGCCCCGCCGCCCCCGCCAAGUGCCUUCUGCUACGAGAACGAGCUGGCCCUCAUGAGCCAGGAGGAAGAGGAGAUGGAGGAGGAGGCCGCGGCCGCUGCCGCCGUGGCCGCGGGCCUGGGCCUGGAGGCGGGCUCCAAGGAGGAGGCGGGCAUCAUCCGGAUGCUGGAGUUUGGCAGCCACCUGGAUCUGGAGCGCAUGCAAGCCACCCUCCCGCUGGACAACAUCUCCUACCGCAGGGAGUCCGCCAUCUGACCUCCAGGCCCGCCCUCGUCGCUCCCCACAAGAGCCUCUGCCGGGGUGGGAUCCCAGGACCCCCCCGCACACUCAGGACAGAGCUCACCCUGGCUCCGCGGACCUUCUGGAGGGAAGUGGGGGGGGCUUCGGAAACUGGGGGACCCCUUCUUACUGGCUCCAGAACCCAAGCCUGGGAACGGCCCAGGCUGCCUUCAGUCUGGGCAGCCCAGGUUGCCCAGCGCCCACCCACUGGUGACUCAGGGACCCCAGGCCCACCUCCCUCUUCCCACCGACCCUUCGAGGACAUUCACCCUUUGCUCUCAGAACCUUGGGGAAGGCGGCUGGACUGUUGGGGGGGGUGGGCAUCUUGGG
This is a messenger RNA of Phacochoerus africanus (Common warthog), 3103 nucleotides long. It is a transcript of the gene KCNJ4, whose product is annotated as potassium inwardly rectifying channel subfamily J member 4. The transcript is spliced from 2 exons. The record is from RefSeq and is a predicted model, not a curated record. Lineage: Eukaryota; Metazoa; Chordata; Mammalia; Artiodactyla; Suidae. Gene Ontology annotation, biological process: potassium ion import across plasma membrane; regulation of monoatomic ion transmembrane transport. Gene Ontology annotation, molecular function: inward rectifier potassium channel activity. The coding region runs from base 1379 to 2749 and encodes 456 amino acids. Gene Ontology annotation, cellular component: plasma membrane.